This is a messenger RNA of Dalotia coriaria, 3117 nucleotides long. RefSeq names its product integrator complex subunit 4 (gene IntS4). Gene Ontology annotation, cellular component: integrator complex. Lineage: Eukaryota; Metazoa; Arthropoda; Insecta; Coleoptera; Staphylinidae. The record is from RefSeq and is a predicted model, not a curated record. Gene Ontology annotation, biological process: snRNA processing.
AAAGAAAUUUCUGUAUGAGAAUAACAAACAGAAUUCAAUAGCUUGAAUUUCAGAUUUUACUAGUAUUAAAUUUAAUUUCUACAUUUUAUGAAGUUAUAAUAAGUCCCAAUUAAAAUACUUCAUCAUAAAUCAUGGCUGCAGUGCUCAAGAAACGCGCAUUAGCCGAAUUUUCCCAAACACAAGUCAUCCAUGACGUUCCUCAAAAGAUUAAAAAACUCCGCUUGGUGAAAAAACCAACCACUGAGAGCACCGCACUAGCUCUAAUAAGUUGUCUUGAGGGAGCAAAAACAAGUAAUGAAGCCCUCCACACAUUACUACGCAUUUCCGAUGCGUUCGACCUGGAUGCGGCCGAUGUAAACGAAGCAGUUACAAAACUCUCAGCACACUUCCAAAAAGAAGAAGAGAGUGCCGUCCGUGUGAAAAUCCUCUCAUUGCUUGGUGACAUUGCAACUGAGCAUAGUUUAGAUGCAGGCUCAAUAACACAAAUAGCAGAUGAGUUGUUCAUUCUGCUGAAGAAUGAAACUUCUCACAAAGUGAUUGCACAAGGCAUGAAUUCAUUCCUCAGAUUGAGCAAAUACAUCAAAGAAAGUAACAUUCAAUUAAUAAAUUCCAUCAUUGAUCUGGCAAGGAGUAAUCUAAAAGAUAUCAGUCAUGCAGUCAAAUGUAGAUGUCUGCAAAUCAUUGGGAGUUUGACACCUGUUCAAAGUGGUGAAGAAUUGGAAAAGUUGAUUUAUUUAGUUGAGUGUUACUUUAAUCAUGAAGAUGCAAGAGUGAGGGCUCAAGCAUUCUCAACUAUGAUUCAACUGCAUGAGAGAGGUUUCAAAAUUGGUACAAAUAUUUAUAUAAAUGUUUGUGAAGCACUCAAAGAUGAUUACGAAAGUGUGAGGAAAGUUGUUUUGCAAAUGUUAUGUGUUUUGGCUAAUGCAUAUCCUGAACAUAUAAUAGUAUUACCUGACAGUGAACAAGAAGUUCGUUUAAUCGACGACGCUUUCGCGAAAAUCUGCAAUAGCGUCAAUGAUUUAUCCAUGCACGUACGUCAACACGCUGCUAAACUUUUGGGUUCCAUGAAACUAGUAAGCGGAAAGUUUUUAAACCAAACUUUGGACAAACUUAUGUCAAACAUGCGUAGAAAGCGUACUGCGCAUGAGUUAGCAAUUGAAAAUCUUGCAAGUGGCGAAUGGGCAAGCGAAAAAUGGGCCGAUGAUAAACCUCGCGAAAAAAUCCAAGCCGACGCUAUUAAUCUCAUGAGUAGCGGUGCAUGCGGUGCAUUUGUGCAUGGACUUGAAGAUGAGUUCCUCGAAGUACGCUCAGCCUCAGUCGAAUCACUCUGUGAACUGUCCUUGGAUAAUCUGCACUUUGCAAAUUUAUGCUUGGACUUUUUGGUUGAUAUGUUCAACGAUGAAAUUGAAGAUGUGCGUAUUAAAGCAAUAGAUGCGUUGACACAAAUAUCACAAUCUAUUACACUGCGUGAUGAUCAAUUGGAAACAAUUCUUGGUGCUUUGGAAGAUUGUUCCGUUGAAGUCCGCGAAGGGUUACACAGAAUGUUGGCGUCGAGCACCUUGUCAACUACUACAGGAUUACGCAUUUGCGUCGAGAAAUUAUUGGAUAAUCUUAAGAAAUAUCCAAAUGAUAGAAGAUCAACGUACAGAUGCUUGCAGUGCAUUGGUAGGAGACAUCCUGCUUUGGUGCUGCCUUUAGUACCGCAAUUUUUGAUGAUGCAUCCGUUCUUUGACAUGGCUGAAUGUGAUGUUGACAAUCCGAAUUAUAUUUGUAUAUUAAUCUUGGUCCUCAACGCUGCAAAACACUCACAAACGAUCGUCCCGCUGCUAGAACCGCAGAUCCUGAAACAUUACUCGUAUCUUCGUGACACUCUACCAACGUUAGUACCUGAACUUUGUCUACCCAAUGAAAAUGGAGUCGCGAUUGCCCGUCCGACUACAGUUCCGGAAAGUCUACAGUUUUUAAACAAUAUAAUCGACCAUUUAAACCGCGAUAUGAACACAUCUCGUGUCCAAACGACUUUAUUUCAAAGCGCGAAGGAACAUCUCAAACGUUUGAGUGAAAUGGAUGAUAAUGUAGCCGGUACAGCGCAAUUCACCUCGUUGUACAUUGGCGCACAGUUAUUAAUGUCACAAUUACUAGAAAAGAGUUUCUGGAGUAAUUCAAACCUUGCAAUGCAAGAGUCUAAUACUCUAAAAAGUCACAUUGAUCAAUUAUUACUCAAUUGUAUGAAGUUACAGCAUUUGUUCGUUGGUUUAAGCACAAAUGAAUAUUUAGCUGUUAAACAGUUACGUCUGCGUGCUCUAGGACUCAAUUUAGUUUACAUUGUCAAAGGUAGUAAUGCAUCUGCACUUGCACCAUGUCAUCACUUUCUGUCUGCUGUUGAAGAGAUGCAAAAAGAAAUGGAAAACGCUGAAACUUUUGAACCUGACGCUUUCAUUCAAGCGUUGUUUAAAGAGUUAGCUACUGUAGAGGAACCUAAACCAGGUACAGUCGCACGUAUUUUAAUACCUAUCUUAAAAGACGCUAAAUUAGGGAAGACUCCAAUGUCGAAUACAAAUAUUCGAAUGACAACUGUGCAAAUCAUUGAUCCCAACGGGCAAUCAGACAAUACUCUGAAAUUUACAGCGGGUUUAAUAAUGUCUGUGCCAUUUGAGGCUGAAUUAUUGAAUUUGUCUGAUGCUAGUAGAGUCAGACUAAAAGUAAAAUACCCCGAUCAAAAAACACAAGUUAUUUUACCGAGACCCGGACAUAUGAAACCGCUAAAUCUUGAUAAAACUGAUCAAACGCAACGGAAUGAUAUUCGUUUAUUAACGAAUGUUUUAGUAUCCCAUCAGGUUUGGUCUGAAGCUUGCAAUGUUGAGAUUAAUAUUGCUUUAGCCAUUCCAGAUGGAGAUGUUGGUAAAAGAAAGCAAACAAAUGAUGGGAAUCCAUUUUUGAUUGAUCUGUGCAAAUCGGUUAAGGUUAGCGUAUCGCCAAAACCGAUUAAACGCGCUUUGUAAAGUUUUAAACUUAAGAAUUAGACUAUUUCAAGAAUAUAUAAGUAUAAUUAUAACACUCACAGUUUUUGUACAUGUAUCAUACAUUAUUUCUUAAAAAUAAACGAUAAAAUCUAAA